Molecule: messenger RNA, 570 nt
Organism: Trypanosoma theileri
Lineage: Eukaryota; Euglenozoa; Kinetoplastea; Trypanosomatida; Trypanosomatidae
Product: putative retrotransposon hot spot (RHS) protein
Exons: 1
Source: RefSeq, a predicted model, not a curated record
AUGAAUGAAGAGGAAGAAUUAGCAGGUGUGGAACACACGCAUGGUGAAGUGAUGUCAAGAAGAGAAGGAGAAAAUGAUCCUGAUCAACCUCCAGCGGUACGUGCAAGAGUGGAAACUGUACCUCAACCAAGGUGGACAUUGAACAGCAGAGUCAGGGAAGUACUGUUAGAUGGAUUGAAUAUCCCGGAGACACCUAAACUAAAUGAUUUCCUCCGCAAUAAUGUGGGUGGCAGGGGUGUUGUUGAUUCCAAUGAGAAUGUUACCAUGGAGGCAUUUGUCGUAAAUCCGGCUGUGUUUAUUCAAGAUAAAGAACUGAUAAGACUUAUUACUGCACUGCCCGCCUACAAGAGAGUAGAGGUUGCAAACAAUCUGAACGAGGCAGCAUACAAUCUUGAAGAAGCAGGAGUUUACUCUCUCCAGCAAUGGGAUGAAUUUACAGAGAAGGAGAGGAUUCUUUUAAUGGCAAGGGGAAAGCUGGAUGGAGCUCUUAAUAUUGCAAAGGGGAAGCAGAUGUUUGUUUCUCAGUUAGCUACAUCUGUGGUAAUGGAAGGUGCAUAUGAAUCUGUGUAU